AGUCUCAUCUUCAGACAAAUUCUCUCUCAAUCUUCAUCCAUGAAAUGAUGCUUUCUUUGUACUACCACAACCCUGCACUGCCACCCAAGACCCUUCCAAAUUCUUCUCCUUCAUUCUUCACUAUCCACAAAACCCUAACCCUUCACAGCCCUUCCAAAACCAUCAUCAAAUGCUCCACCGCAAAAAACCCUCAAACCAAAACCAAAACCCAUCUCCAAAAGCUCCCCAAAUCUGCCAUUCAACGCAUUGCUGACAAACUUCGAAGUCUAGGCAUAGUUGAAGAAGCGGGUCCAGAUAAAACCCAAAACCUUGAACCCAAAACCCUGGAAGAAAACUCCGCAGGGGAGAUAUUUAUCCCACUUCCCAAUAGAAUUCCCAAGUUUCGGGUGGGCUAUACUAUGGAUUCCAGCUGGAGUACGCCGGAAAACCCGGUACCCGUGCCGGGUUCAGGAGAGGCUAUUGUGAGGUACAAUGAGUUGAGAAAUGAAGUGAUAAAGCAAAAGGAGUUGUACAAGAAACCAAAAGAGAAGGUUGUGCCUUCAUUGGCUGAGUUGAAACUUUCAGGAGAAGACUUGAGAAGGUUGAGAACAAUUGGGAUUGGGUUGAGGAAAAAGUUGAAAGUUGGGAAAGCUGGAAUUACGGAGGGGAUCGUGAAUGGGAUACACGAGAGGUGGAGAAAUACUGAGGUGGUGAAGAUUGUGUGUGAGGAUUUGUGUAGAUUGAAUAUGAAGAGAACCCAUGAUUUAUUGGAGAAAAAAACUGGAGGCUUGGUUGUUUGGAGGUCCGGAACCAAAAUAAUAUUGUAUAGGGGGGCCAAUUAUAAGUAUCCGUACUUCUUAUCUGAUAAAAGUACAACAGAUGAUGCUUCUCCUGAUACUUCACCUGAUCCAGAUGUGGAUAGUGGAGUACUUGAUACAAUGAAUAGCUGCUCUUCUGGCGUUGAUGGCACCAAUGGUGUAAAACCUUCUGGACAAAGUCCAACCAACAGAAGGGUUCAACCAACCUUAAUUCAUGGUGUUGGUUCUCCAGAUAAAGUAAGAUUUCAAUUGCCAGGUGAGGAAGAACUUGCCAGAGAAGCUGAUCGUUUGUUAGAUGGCCUGGGUCCUCGGUUUACUGAUUGGUGGGGGUAUGACCCUCAACCUGUUGAUGCUGAUCUUCUACCUGCCAUAAUACCUGGUUACAGGAGACCCUUCCGCCUUCUUCCCUAUGGUGUGCAGCCAAUACUCACAAAUGAUGAAAUGACCACAUUAAGAAGACUUGGCAAACCCUUACCCUGCCAUUUUGCAUUGGGUAGAAAUAGGAAACUUCAGGGAUUGGCUGCUGCCAUAAUUAAGCUCUGGGAAAAAUGUGAGAUUGCCAAGGUUGCAAUCAAGAGAGGAGUACAGAACACUAACAGUGAGUUGAUGGCUGAAGAGUUAAAAUGGUUGACUGGAGGGAGUCUGCUUUCCCGGGAUAAAGAAUUUAUUGUCCUCUAUAGGGGAAAGGAUUUCUUGCCGGCUGCUGUUUCCUCUGCAAUUGAAGAACGAAGAAAACAUGGAAUUCUGCGUGAGAAACAGAGGAUAGAGUUUAGUACAUCAAGUAAAGCUGCACCAGAGCUUAAAUUUGGGAAUGUAGAGGUUAAUUCUGGAGAUAAUGUAGAGUCUGAUUCUGAAAAUCAAUUUAAUGAUAUGAAUGACCAGCAAAAUAUUGCGGAGUCAGAACAAAAGAAACAAAUGUCUGCUGAGGAAGCUAUUAGAAGGACUAGCAUAAAGUUGUCAAUGGCAUUAGAAAGGAAAGCUAAGGCAGAGAACCUUUUAGCUGAGCUGGAGAAGAAGGAAAUAUCACAACAACCUGAAUUAGAUAAAGAGGGUAUAACUAAAGAAGAAAGAUAUAUGCUAAGAAAGGUUGGCUUAAGAAUGCGAGCUUUCCUACUAAUGGGUAGACGGGGGGUUUUUGAUGGAACAGUUGAAAACAUGCAUCUCCAUUGGAAAUAUAGGGAACUUGUGAAGAUAAUAUCUAAGCAGAAAAGCAUUGAAGCUGUUCAUCAAGAAGCACGAACCUUAGAAGCAGAAAGUGGUGGUAUUUUAGUGGCAGUUGAGAGAGUGAGUAAGGGUUAUGCAAUUAUUAUGUAUCGGGGAAAGAAUUAUGAAAGGCCUACAUCUUUGAGGCCUAAGACGCUGCUGACUAAAAGACAAGCAUUGAAACGUUCUGUAGAAGCUCAGCGUCGUGAGUCUUUGAAGCUACAUGUUUUGGAACUAACCCGAAACAUAAACAAUUUGAGAUAUCAGUUGGUUAAAGACAAGGAAGCAAAUACUAUGCAACCAGUUGAUAAAUCAAGAUUACCGCUGGUUCAAGAGGAGAUGGACGAUAUGCAGUCAGCUAAUGCUAGGGAGAAACAUGGAGCUGAUUCGACUUGCAUAAAAUCAAAUGAUCCUGAGGAUGCUACAGUCAGUCUACAGGCAACUCAACAGGAUAAAUUGAUUGAUUUCUCUUCGACAUAUAAUGGGAUGGAGACGCUUAAAACUGAAAUUGAGUCAUCAUCUUUAUCUUUAAGUAAUGUAACCCAGGAAAGUAGAACUGCUGACUCUGCCUCAUGCCCUGAUAAUAUUGUGCAGGAAGGAACGGGCUAUUCUGCUGUUGUUAAUGCUGAGACUUGUUCAUCUGGAUCUCAGCAAGAAGGAAUGGGCUCUUCUGCUGUUGUUAAUGCUGAGAAUUGUUCAUCCAGCUCAUCUGGACCUCAGCAAGAAGGAAUGGUCUACUCUGCCAUUGUUAAUUUUGAGGAUUUUUCAUCCAUCGCAUCUGGAUCUCUGCAAGAAGAAAACGUUAGUUCUGCUGUUGUUAAUGCUGAGAAUUGUUCAUCUAGCUCAUCUGGAUCUCAGCAAGAAGGAAUUGGCAGUUCUUCUGUCAAUGCUGAUAUUUGUUCAUUUGGUACUGAGCCAAUAGAGCCAUCACUUAAAUCAGCCAUAAAUAGAUCAGAAUUACCAGUUCCGGCUGUGACUGAAAAUGGGUGGAAUGAGAUGGCUUCCAGAGUGGUAAAUCUUUCCAAUAGAGAUAGGCUUCUGCUACGAAAGCAAGCUCUGAAAAUGAAGAAACGCCCAGUGCUUGCAGUAGGGAAGAGCAACAUUGUCACUGGUGUUGCAAAAACCAUAAAAGAACACUUUCGAAAGUAUCCUCUGGCUAUAGUAAACGUCAAAGGCAGAGCCAAAGGGACUUCAGUCCAGGAAGUGGUUGCAAAACUGCAGGAAGCAACAGGGGCAGUUUUAGUUUCUCAGGAACCUAGUAAAGUCAUAUUGUAUAGGGGCUGGGGUGCAGAAGAUGAAUCUGGCUACAGGAGUAAGAAGAAUGCUAGAGAUAAAUCAUCAAUUGGCAGAAAGGUUGACCUACGGCCUGCUGUGUCUCCGGAGCUUCUUGCAGCAAUCAGACUUGAAUGUGGAUUGCAAGAUCAACAAGGGCAUGAGGCUACUUCAGAAGCUGGACUGUAAGCUUGUGCCAAAGAAUAACUUUACAAAUCAGAUAUUUCUGGAUCAUUCAGUGAUACCCAAUUCAUCGCAUUUGCAUGCACAACCGUCAGCAUUGUUUCCUCACAGAAUCCGCUGCAGAAGUGACCAGGCAUGAGUUAUUCUUCAAAGGGUCAUUUUUGGCCCUGAAUGCUGUCUCUCGAGACACUCAAGACCCUCUCCUCUCUGCAUACUUCUGUUAUUUUCAAAAAGAGCAACAUGGAUGGUGAGGUACCAUCUUCAAAGAAGCUGGUGAUAGGGCUCCAAAGAACUAGAUACUGAUGCUCCGCAAAAAAUCACCACCUCUUUUGAUUUUAACAUUUGGAAUCUCUAUAAUUGUCCAUCAUCCAUAGAGCUGGUAGUUGAUGAGUUAUGUUAAUAUUGGUCAGCUCUAUAUCCAACUUCCGGCUUCUUGUUUAUAGAUGUAAAUUUGGUACAAGGUUGUAUAGAAUGCCAUUGAAAUUUGUUUUCAUGAAAGUUUACAUAUUUGGUUAGGGCUACAUGCAACCCAAACGAUGCAAAUGAAAAACAUUAAAUUUAUUUUGCCAACGCAACAUUUUUCUUGGAGGUUGAAAUAUGAUUUAUAGGAAAAA
This is a messenger RNA of Pistacia vera, 4069 nucleotides long. RefSeq names its product CRM-domain containing factor CFM2, chloroplastic. Gene Ontology annotation, biological process: RNA splicing, via transesterification reactions. Bases 45 to 3461 code for a protein of 1138 amino acids. Gene Ontology annotation, molecular function: mRNA binding. Lineage: Eukaryota; Viridiplantae; Streptophyta; Magnoliopsida; Sapindales; Anacardiaceae. The record is from RefSeq and is a predicted model, not a curated record. The transcript has 14 exons.